Molecule: messenger RNA, 1715 nt
Organism: Manihot esculenta (cassava)
Lineage: Eukaryota; Viridiplantae; Streptophyta; Magnoliopsida; Malpighiales; Euphorbiaceae
Exons: 7
Coding region: 216-1193 (325 amino acids)
Source: RefSeq, a predicted model, not a curated record
UUUCUUUCGCAUAAUUAAGAGGAAACUUGUAUUGCAGGGCUCUCUCUCUCUCUAUCUCUCUCUCUCGCUUUAUUCCCCAAUCUCCUUCGUGUUCGAUGCAGAGAUGAAGAACAGCCGUCGUUAGUCUCGAAUUCUGUGAUCUGUGUUUUUGAUCUGGUGGAAUCGGGGGGCAGAGAGAGAGAGAGAGAGAGGUGAUAUGGUGGAAUGAGGUGGAGAUGGCGAGGGGAGUGAAAUGGGGAUGCUCGUACAAGAGAACCACUCUUAUAGUUUGCUCCAUCAACAUUGUUGUUGCUCUUUACGUUCUUCGCUCUCUCUAUGGUUCACUCUACAUUUACUCCAAUAAUGAUUUAAAAAACGUUGUAAAUUACACACCGGAUCAGAUUAAUAGGAUGGAGGAAUCAAUUCAGAUACGAAGAGCUAAUGAACCUCUAGAGCUUGUUAAAUUGGUGAAGCAACUCAAUGAGGAGCUUAAGACAGAUGAAAAGGCCGUUGAGUUGCCAAUGGAGGUCAGAAGGAAGAUAACUGAUGAGAUUUUGCAGCGGUUGAGAAGUUUGAACGCGAAUGCCAAUAUCACCGAGCAACGAGAAGCUGUUGAAAGGUGGCGCAAAGAAAAACUGCUUGAAGUCAAACAAUUGAUCCGUGGAAUAGGGCUACUGAAUUCAACUAUCCUGCAAGAACAAACCAGGAUGCUAAUAAAAGCCUUGGACUCUGAUUGGGCUGUGCUGUCCGAGAACAUUGGCCUUUGGAUGCCUACUGAAAUCAUUAACCAGGAGCAUGACGAUAAGCCCGAGGGUGAAGAGGACGAUGAAGAAAUUUUACCUGGAAGGCCAGUUCCACCUGAAUGCCAUGCUGAGCUUCAUACUGAUUAUGAUGGUGCAGCUGUCAGAUGGGGCCUUACCCACCAUAAAGAAAGUGCAGCUGACUGCUGUCAAGCUUGCUUAGAUCAGGCAAAACGAGCAAAGCCAGGCGAAAUGAAAUGCAACAUAUGGGUCUAUUGCCCAUCUGAAACAGGAUGCUACUCACCAGAUAUCUAUCAACAUAAGAAUCAGGAGUGCUGGCUGAAAUAUUUUGUCAAAAUGCAGGCUGAGAAGCCAAAACUGAAUUUUAAGGACAGGUAUUCUGAAUCAUAUAGAAACUCACACCCAAAUGCACCACUGAUUGUUCCCUGGGUCUCUGGUGUUGUUAGCACAUGAUUGGAUUUACCCACCCAGAUGGUGAUCCAUGUUAAAAAAGUAACUUGAUCUUCAAUCUCUACCUCUGGAAGUUUAGCAAUGAUAUGAUGCUGGCGGUGCUAAUACCUUGACUGUGCCUUGCUUACAUCCGGGACAGGUGGAUUUGACAUUCAUUCAUCUUUUCUUUUCCUUUGUUAGUCUGGAUUUCGGGGAAGAAAAUAGUUGUGGAGCGGGGUGAUUUGCUCAUCCAUUUAUCAGAAUCAUUUUUGUAACAUUGCAGUGUUUAAAGUCUUGGCAGUGGUGGUUCCAAGGCCGGGAAAUCUAGGGCGAGGUAAAUUGGCCUAUUUACAGUUAACAUGAAGAACUCUCAUUAUUGUUUAGCCUUGAGGAGAUUGAUUGGUUACAGGAGGGGUUGAGAAAAUUUAUUUGUUGUAAUGGAUUGCAAAAUCGUAGGCAAUGAACAACUGCAUACUGCAAAUUCAUUCUGUUACUCUCAUUUUUUAUUUUAUUUUUUUAAUGGAUCCUGUUGUUGCUUGUGUAUUA